Molecule: messenger RNA, 555 nt
Organism: Bombina bombina (fire-bellied toad)
Lineage: Eukaryota; Metazoa; Chordata; Amphibia; Anura; Bombinatoridae
Gene: RHEBL1
Product: RHEB like 1
Exons: 8
Coding region: 1-555 (184 amino acids)
Biological process (GO): small GTPase-mediated signal transduction
Cellular component (GO): plasma membrane
Molecular function (GO): GTPase activity; GDP binding; GTP binding
Source: RefSeq, a predicted model, not a curated record
AUGCCCCCAGUCAAGCACCGCAAGAUUGUGAUGCUCGGAUACCCCUCAGUCGGGAAAUCCUCACUGGCUCUUCAGUUUGUUAAAGGAGAUUUUCCUAAGGAUUAUGAGCCUACAAUUGAAAACACAUGGAGCAAAACUUUUGUUAUAGGAUCUGAUGAGUUUGAGUUGGAUGUAGUAGACACAGCCGGACAGGAUGAAUAUUCUCUAUUGCCACAGUCUUUCGUGUUCGGUAUCCAUGGAUACAUUGUCGUUUACUCAGUAGCAUGCUCCAGAAGCUUCCAGAUUGCCCGUGGUUUACAUAGAGUUCUUGUGGACAGAAGAGGGAAGUGCCUUAUGCCCAUUGUCCUUGUUGGAAAUAAGAAUGAUCUGCCCUCUCAAAAUCGUCAAGUUAAAAUGGAAGAGGGCAAAAAGUUAGCAGAAUCAUGGGGAGCGGCCUUCAUGGAAGUCUCUGCUAAAGACACAGAGAAAAGUAAACAGAUCUUCACCAAAAUAAUAGAAGAGAUUGACAGAGUGGAGAGAUCCUUCUGUGAAGAGAAAACGUGCAUCGUCAUGUAA